GAGCUUCUCUCACACACUUUUGCCCCCUUUUUAUAAAGCGCGCCAAAACCUCUGUUCUAUCACACACCAAACCUGAAUUAAACUACCAAAGACUCUUCUUCCUUCACUUCUCAUAAUAUUCUUCCCUUGUUUGUCUUCUUAGGCCGCAAAGAUGUUGGACAUAGCGUAUGAAUUGGUGGGACAAGCCACGUCGAAUUCUCUUCUUAUGUUCUGUUUCUGAAACCUCAUCAUAGUCAUGAUCAUCACUGGAUCAUCAAAACCCGGUUCGACCGAUUCUCAAGAUUACACAUUGACUACCUCUGUGAGCUUCAAUAUGUGCAGCAGCCUUGCUUCUCAAGAUCAUGAUUGUUGUGGUGGUGAUGAUGAUGAUGAUCAUGAAGAGAUGGUUGUCAUUGAUGUCUCAUCUGCACAAGACGAGCCUCUGACCGAUGCUUCCAGCAUUUCUGAAGAAUACGAGGAAAAAGAAAGCAGCUUUUGUUGUGAUGAUAAUGAUGAUGAAGAGAGCAAUGAGGCUGAUGUUGAAGAGGAGGAAGAAGACGAUGAUGAGUUAAGAAAGAGAGCAGAAGAGUUUAUAGCAAAAGUUAACAAUGAAUGGAAGCAUGAGAAGCUUAGGGCUCUGAUCUCAGUUUAUUGAUUUUGAUGAAAGACACACACUCACACAAAUGAAUCAAAUUUAAGCAUGAGUUUGCAACGAGGUUGGGGAAUGUGU
Molecule: messenger RNA, 709 nt
Organism: Raphanus sativus (radish)
Lineage: Eukaryota; Viridiplantae; Streptophyta; Magnoliopsida; Brassicales; Brassicaceae
Exons: 1
Coding region: 236-634 (132 amino acids)
Source: RefSeq, a predicted model, not a curated record